AUGACUCCCAUCAAAAUUUUAUUGGAGGAAGAUUGUGCCUGCUAUGGACUUCGUGGGACGAUGGGAGCACGCAAGAUUGCGAGAGUCGAUUCGAUGCGAAAGUGGCAGCAGGAUUGGGACAGUAGUUCGAAAGGAAGGUGGACCUAUCGGCUCAUUUCAAACCUGCAGUCGUGGGAGCACAGAAAACAAGGAGAAGUCAACUUCUUCCUGACACAGUUCCUGUCAGGCCAUGAAUGCUUCAGGAAGUAUUUGCAUAGAGUCGCAGAGUCUCCACUUUGUCCGGCCUGUCCGAACUGUGAAGAAACACCGGGGCACGUGAUAUUCAGGGCAGAACGGAGUUGGAUCUCAACGGUCAGCACUUGUAGCAUAAAUCCCGACAACAUCGUUCAGGAAAUGUGCGAAGAUGAGAUACGUGGAACGUGUUGA
Molecule: messenger RNA, 426 nt
Organism: Armigeres subalbatus
Lineage: Eukaryota; Metazoa; Arthropoda; Insecta; Diptera; Culicidae
Exons: 1
Coding region: 1-426 (141 amino acids)
Source: RefSeq, a predicted model, not a curated record